GUGUCAAUCGACCGGUGAAGACGUGUGUGGGUUAUUUUCCUUAAAGGGCCGUCUAGUGAAAGUGCUUUUCAACUUAUCUACUAUUAUCUCAAACGCUAGUGGCACCCGAAUCUAAAAUGGUGUACGUCGUCAAGGAUGCUGCAGACUUUGACAGCCGGCUGGAUGCCGCCGCCGACAAGCUGGUCGUGGUAGACUUUUUCGCCACCUGGUGCGGUCCAUGCAAGGUGAUUGCUCCCAAGCUGGAAGAGUUCCAGAACAAGUACGCCGACAAGCUCGUGAUCAUCAAGGUGGACGUGGACGAGUGCGAAGAUCUGGCCGCCAAGUACAACAUUUCCAGCAUGCCCACCUUCCUGUUCAUUAAGAACAAGAACGUAGUCGAUCAGUUCUCCGGAGCCAAUGCCGAUAAACUGGAGUCCUACUUCAAGAAGCACACCGGAGGAACUGGGUCCGACAGCACCGUUCCUAUUUAAAUUUAUUUAUUUAUCACAACGCGAGUAGCAGAUGUAUUACACACACACAUACACACAGAAUUGCCUUCUAGAUAACAAUUGCUAGGUAACAAUGAUCCAGUCCGGAGAGUAAUCUAAUUUGAUUCUAUUUUGUUUUCUAUUAGUUAACUGUAGCUUAAAGUUUGUUUGUUGAGAUUUAUAAAAAAAAAGCAUCAAGUGCAGUAAUCCACAUAGCCUACCGCUUAUCGAUACACGACCCAUUGCGUGUUUGUCAUCUCCGUGGGACACAUGAUUUGAUAGCAUGCGGCUAUCAUUGAUUUUAAUUGCAGGGGCACAAUUACACAUAGGCGACCGCUAGUCGGUGCAGUAGCAUUGUGCGGAAGAAAAACGCAUUACACUGAUCGGAGAUUGAUACCACAAAAUCGGAAGGGAAAUAAACUACAAUUCCGUGUUAAAA
Messenger RNA from Ochlerotatus camptorhynchus, 906 nucleotides. RefSeq names its product Thioredoxin 2 (gene Trx2). The record is from RefSeq and is a predicted model, not a curated record. Gene Ontology annotation, cellular component: cytosol. Bases 117 to 470 code for a protein of 117 amino acids. Gene Ontology annotation, molecular function: protein-disulfide reductase activity. Lineage: Eukaryota; Metazoa; Arthropoda; Insecta; Diptera; Culicidae. The transcript has 2 exons.